Messenger RNA from Cotesia congregata, 1827 nucleotides. NCBI's taxonomy places the organism in Eukaryota, Metazoa, Arthropoda, Insecta, Hymenoptera, Braconidae. The record is from the annotation of a GenBank genome assembly.
AUGGAUGACCAGUUAGAUAUUCAACAAGAAUCAUUAGACGAGGUCGGCAGUCUGUGUUCACCGGCACCAAUGAGAAAAUCUGAUACUCGGGAUAGUAUUUCUUCCAUUGACAGCGAUGUCAGUUUGUCUUUUGAUAGGCGAGGCUCCAAAAGUGAAGAAGCUGAUUUUUCAGAUUUUGGCAGCAGUAUUGAUGAACCUGAUCGUGUUUCUCCAGUUGCAACGUCGUCUACAGUUAACAAUGUUGCGGAAAAUAUUAAAUUACAGCCGGAAGAAAUAUGUGUUGAUAAUAAUGUAGAAAAAAAUAUAGAUGAUAGCUCUAAAGAAGAAUCAGAUGGCUAUCACUCAAAAAGCGGCGAUGAAACAACUGCAUUAAAUCCUCUUAGUUCUUCUGAUCAACAAGAAGAUGAUGUUCCUCCAAUUUGCAGCGAUGAUCUGGCUGAAAAAAUAGCCGCUCAAGUAGAAUUUUACUUCUCUGAUGAAAAUAUUGUUAAGGAUGCAUUUUUACUAAAACACGUUAAAAGAAAUAAAGAAGGAUACGUAUCAUUAAAAUUAAUAUCCAGUUUUAAACGUGUUAAGCAUUUGAGCCGAGAUUGGAGAGUUGUUGGAGCUGCUUUAAGAGCUAAGUCUACUAAAUUGCAAGUUAAUGAUUUAGGUACCAAGCUUAGACGUCGAGAUCCUCUGCCGCAGUAUGAUCAAACUUUGCCAUCUAGGACAGUUAUUGCCGCGAAACUUCCGCUUGAAAAAUUGACCAUUGAGUCGGUCGCUGAAUUGUUCAGGCAGUUUGGUGAAAUCGCUCUUAUCCGGAUAUUGAGACCAGGGCAUCCAGUUCCUGCAGAAGUGCGUCAAGCUAUUUCAAAGAGGCCCGAGCUUGGAACUGAUGAUGAAUGCGCCUUGAUAGAGUUUACAGAUUCAGCUGCCGCGCGAGCAGCUCAGCAACUAACCUUGGGUGAUGCUGUUAUUUAUGAGUUGCAGCAAAUAUCUUCGGGAGAGAAAAAACGCAAACAACAGUCGAGUCAGCAACAAAAUCAACCGCAAUCUCAGCCGUCGAAAAAAAGUGUUGCAGCAAGACUCUCUGCUGCUAGAGAAAAUGUUUAUUCUUCAAGUUGUCCCAGUGGAUCUGAAGAAGACAAUCGAGGAUCUAAAUUUAAAUCCGGAAGAGUUUAUCAGAGCAAAAGAGAUAUUAUACCACCUAGUCCUUACACUUGUCAUGCAUGUGCAAUUUCCGGAACGGAAAAUAACUCGCUUCUGAUGCGCCGACUUUCUGCAUGUUCUACUUCAGGCUCCAGCUCAGACGUUUCAAGUUACUCGGGCAGUCGACGAUUCUCUUCAUGCUCUUCCGCUUCCGAUAACAGCUUCGGUUCGCCUCUUUAUCACCACUCGCCUCACCAAAGUCAUCACAAUCUCUAUCCCCCGUUUAAUUAUUGGCCUGGUCAGCCAACUUCCCGUCGAUUUUCCUGCUGCACGCCCUCAAACAUAACUUCUCAGAAUAUAGGAGGUUACGGCUUCGAUUAUCCCAACGGAUCGUUUUAUCAUCAAACAGGUAGACGUGGAUCUGCAGAGUGUGGAACAUUCCUUCGAAGGCUCUCUAACUGCAGCAGAGAUUCCGGUUAUGAUCCAGGAUCCAGAAGACUUUCUUCUUGCUCAUCCGGGUCUGAUUCUUGUUCAGGUUUUCGCUCUCGCAGCAAUAGUGGGUUUGUUCUUAUGGCUCAUUUACCUGAAAAUGUCACCAGAUUACCAUCAGGACCUGAUGGAACUCGAGGUUUUGGUAGGAGCAAUUCUGCUGUUGAAACUUCAACAUCAAAUACUGUUGACCCUUCGUGUGGAUAA